This is a messenger RNA of Fragaria vesca subsp. vesca, 855 nucleotides long. RefSeq names its product CEN-like protein 1-like. Gene Ontology annotation, biological process: flower development; vegetative to reproductive phase transition of meristem. Lineage: Eukaryota; Viridiplantae; Streptophyta; Magnoliopsida; Rosales; Rosaceae. The coding region runs from base 80 to 607 and encodes 175 amino acids. The transcript is spliced from 4 exons. The record is from RefSeq and is a predicted model, not a curated record.
ACAUAACACCACAAAACACACAUUCAUCUUCUGCUAGUUGCUUAUAUAAUCUUUCUGAUACUGCUGCACUUCUUCAUUGAUGUCAAGGAUAAUGGAGACCCUGACCCUUGGAAGAGUGGUAGGAGAGGUUGUGGACAUGUUCACCCCAUCUGUGAAAAUGAAUGUAGUUUACAGUAGCUGCAACAAACAAGUAUCUAAUGGCCACGAGAUCAUGCCUUCUGUCAUUGCUGCUAAGCCUCGCGUCGACAUCGGUGGUGAAGAUAUGAGGGCUGCUUAUACAUUGAUUAUGACAGACCCUGAUUACCCAAGCCCCAGUGAUCCAUGCUUGAGAGAACAUCUCCACUGGAUGGUGACAGACAUUCCUGGUACCACUGAUGUCUCCUUUGGAAGAGAAGUUGUGGAGUAUGAAACUCCAAAGCCGGUGGUGGGGAUUCACCGGUACGUGUUUCUGUUGUUCCAGCAGACUAGAGGAAGGCAGACGGUGAGAGUUCCGGCUUCGCGGGACAACUUCAACACAAGAAAGUUUUCACAAGAGAAUAGUCUUGGCCUGCCUGUGGCUGCUGUCUACUUCAAUGCACAAAGAGAAACUGCAGCCAGAAGAAGAUGAUGAGUAAUUGACUAGCUCAGACCACAUCAAUAAGGGAAAACGUACUAAUUAAAUUCCAAUAACAACAUAUUGAUCGGAGCUCAGGGGUUCCGCUUGGGAAAUUUUUUUUCCUUCCAGUACUAUCGUAACUUACGUAGGUAACUUUUUGUGUGUUUUUUUUAGCAGCUAGGGUUUCAGUCUAUGUACGUUUGUCCAGUAUCGUUGAUUUGUAUUUUGUUCUUUUGCUCUGAGCUUUUUUGGCUCUUGUU